AGUUAAUUGUUAUUUUGAAUGUAGUUAAUUGUUAUUUUGAAGAUUUACAUAUUGCCUAUUUUGUAUUAUUAGUUUGUUAAUUAGGGUUAUUUUAGGGUUGUAUUAUUAUUUGGGUUAAUUUAAGUUGAAUGAAUGUUAUUAUUAGAAUAUACAUAGGGUUGAAUAAAUGUUGUUAUUAGAAUAUACAUAUUAUUAUUAAGGCUAAUUAUAGUUAAAUGAAUGAGUUUUACCUUACUUGUUAAUUAGGGUUAAGUAUUUAUUAUGAUUAAUGUGUAUUAAUUUUGUUUUUAAUUAAUCACACUUAGGGUGACAAAGAUCAUUCUUGUAUGUAUGCUAACAUUGAAUCUUCAGAAUUUGUUGUUGGGGUAUUAGAAUUUUGUAGUAUUGCCUUCGAACAUCAAAUUAGGAUGGGGAGAGUUGGUUUUUAUUGCCCACGUGUCAAGUGUGGCAAUCUAUCAAACUUAAAUAGUGUUGACAUCCUUAAGGAGCAUAUACUUCAACGUGGAUAUAGGCCUCAAUAUCAUAUUUGGGUUUGGCAUGGUGAGGAGAGAGUUUAUGAAGAAAAAAGUGUUGAUGAGAAUGUUAAUGGGGAUGUCAAUGAGGAUGUAGAUUGUGUUGAUGGGUAUGAGACGGAUGAAGAGAAUGUCAAUGAGGAUGUAAAUCGUGUUGAUGACAUGAUGGACGGGGUCAAGGAUGAGUUAAGAAAACAUCCUCGUGUUUUCGACUUGUUGACAGAGGCUUCUCACCAGCCUUUGUACCCUAGAUGUACAAAGUUCACCAAACUUACAGUCGUGUUGACAAUUUCCAACAUUAAGUCAAAGGUCAAUUGGAGUGACACUAGUUUCACAAUGUUAUUAGAAGCGUUAGAUGAGAUGCUUACUGAUGGAAACGAACUUCCAAAGUCGACAUACUAUUCCAAAAAGCUCAUGUGUCCUUUCGGCUUUGAGUACCUGAAGAUUCAUGGGUGUCCGAAUGAUUGUGUAUUGUAUCAGAAUGAAAAUGAAAACUUAAAAGAGUGUCCGAGAUGUGAGUUAUCGCGUUACAAGUGUAAAGGGGCUCGGGAUACUAAAGGGCCCUCGGCUAAGGUAUUGUGGUAUCUUCCAAUAAUACUUAAAUUCAAGCGCUUGUUUUCUAUAAAGAAAGAUGCGUCAAAUUUAGGUGGCAUGCAGAUUGGGUGAAGAAAGGUCACAUGCUCACACAUCCAGUUAAUUCUCCGGAGUGGAAGACUAUUAAUAGGUUGCAUAAGACAUUCGGGGAUGAAGAUCGUAAUUUAAGGCUCAGACUGUGUACCAAUGGAAUGAGCCCAUUUGACAAUCGUAAUUCAACCUAGUUUGUCUCCUUAACUGUGUAUGAAGCGUAAGUACAUUAUGCUUUUGCUUCUAAUCUCGGGUCCUGAACAACCUGAGAAUGACAUAGAUGUAUAUCUUGCACCCCUCAUUGAGGAUUUGAGAAAGAUGUGGGAUGAAGGGGUUUCGUGUUCAAUGCACAUGCUAAUGAGAAGUUCAUAUUAAGUGCAAUGCUUUUAUUCACCGCUAUGAUUUUUCGGCUAAUGACAACUUAUCAGGGUAUAAGAACAACAGGAAGAAAGCAUGCACAAUAUGUAUCGAUGACAUAGAACGUGGAUUCCUAAGUGCAAACAUGUAUUCAAGCACCAUCGAAAGUUCCUCCCACGAGAUCACUAAUGUUGUAAGUAUAAAAAGACAUUCAACGGGGAGGUUGAGGACUGCAUAGCUUGUCGACCGUUGAUUGGUUAUAAGGUUUACGAACAGGUUAAGGGAGUUGAUACUAUAUUUGGUAAAACAGGACAAGUGCAAGGGGGUGAAGACCGAUUAUGGAAAAAAGAAUUAAUCUUUUGGAAGCUUUCAUAUUGGAGAGAUCUACAGGUUAGGCAUUAUCUUGACGUUAUGCAUAUAGAGAAAAAUGUAUGCAGUGCUAUACUCGGGACGCUCAUGAACAUUCUCGGUAAGACGAAGGAUGUUAAGGUCGUGCAAGAUUACUUUGAAUGUAAGGGUCUUCGGCCGGUAUUGUGAACACAGGUUAAGGCAAAUACGAAUAAUAUAGAGCUGAGGAAGAAGGUAGCAGUAACAAGGGAAAGGGCAAACAAAAAGUUACUGGGAUAAAGAAGAUGAGUAAUGAUAAGAUUUAUUUGCCUCCUGCUUGCUACACAUUGUCCAAGGAAGAGAAGCAGGCUUUUUGUGAGUCUUUAUAGCAUUUAGGUUCCGUAAUCUAUAUUUUCAAAAUAGUGGUGUUUCUAUUUUGGCGUCAUCUACAUUUUACGUUAGUGCCAAGGAUCAAUCGACGAUUGAUGCUACAUUCUUAUACUACGGGCAGGUACAUGAAAUAUGGGAGCUUGACUACUCUAGUUUCACCAUUGGUCUUUUCAAGUGCAGUGGGUAGACAGAAAUCGACGCUACAUAAAAAUUGAUGACCCUUGAGGAUUCACUCUUGUAUAUUUAACUCAUUUUCGUGAUAGGGAAGAAUCAUUUAUACUAGCCACACAUGCUAAGCAAGUAUUCUACAUUAUAGACCCGUCUGAUAAAAAAGGGUCUAUUGUUGUACUAGGAAAAAGAAGUAUACACGGUAUUGGUGAUGUUGAUGAUAAGGAAGAAUAUGAUGCUUUUGAGGACUCCCACCCUUUAUUAAUCCAAAAUCCGUGGAUGAAGAUGAUAUAGAUGUUGGUUAUAUGCGUGUAGAUCACAAAGGAGGAAUACAUUUGAAUUAAGUAACACACAAGAGAUUGUGUGCAGGUCGAUAUCCGGUCGUGAUUAUGAUCGUUGAUAGUACCUAUGACUUGGUUCAUGGAAAUGUACGUGUCAAAAGGAUCCGAAAGAUGUUAGAAGAAGUAUAUCGCUUGGGAUGUAAAAUGGAGACAACAGGUCUACUGUUCCUAAGUUGGAUGUUCUAGCAAAACUGGAAAUUGGAGACAGCGCACUGUUCCUGAACUGGAGUCAGCCUAUGUUAACUGGAAAUUCUGGUUAUAUAUUUAUAUAUAUUAUUUUUAGUUUAUGUAUUAAAUAAAGUUAAUUUGUUGUAUUUAUUAAUUAUUAUAAUUAAUUGGCAAAAACUUUUCUUAAAAUUACUUUACGUAUGAGCCUCUAAAUAAAGAUCCUUUAUUUUAGGAUCUAUGUUCAGCAAAUAUUGGAUUUGCUAAAAAUAGAAAUAGCGGUUGUUGAAUAGGUCUUAGCUAUUAUUUUUAACCAGUCCUUGUCUUAGAUAAUAGGUUAUCAUGUCUAUUUUUAUCAAGGAUAACCGUUUCUAUAAAUAGCAAAAACGUUCCAGCAGUUAGUACUGGAACAGGAACUGCUGAAGAAACUGCUGCUUAAGGGAACAGCGGUUAUUAUUAGGAAACAGCGAUUAUUGUUGUUUUAAACGUAUGAUUGAUUUAUUCAAGUCAUUGUGGAAAUAACCGUUUGGUAGUUUAAUCCACAAUACUCCCAUGAUCUUUUUGAUAAAGGAAUAAUAGAUUGGAUUAUUCCAUUUUCUUAGCGAUUUUAACUCUAUAAAUAGUCGACUCGGUUAUUCUUCAAAACUCGCCUUAGUAUGAGCCAUUAAAUCAUACGUAAUUUUGGGAGAAUUUUUACAAGAAAAAUUUGUUUUAAAAAUGCCAAUUAAUUUAUAAUAGUUUCUUGUGCAACUCAUUGAUUUUAUUUUUAGAGAAUUUUUAUCCUUUUGUAAGGGUUUUUGAGAGAAUUUGUAAUUAAACUCGGGUGAGUCUAAGGGGGAAAUUAGAUAGCUUUUAAUGAAGCUAGAGAAGAGAUUAGCUUUGAGUAAAGCUAAGGAGAAGGCUUCUAGUGAAGCUAGUGGUGAAAAUUAGCUUUUAGUGAAGCUAAGUUUGUUGCUUUGAGUGAA
Messenger RNA from Amaranthus tricolor (Joseph's coat), 3849 nucleotides. RefSeq lists its product as uncharacterized. The transcript is spliced from 2 exons. The record is from RefSeq and is a predicted model, not a curated record. Bases 327 to 1178 code for a protein of 283 amino acids. NCBI's taxonomy places the organism in Eukaryota, Viridiplantae, Streptophyta, Magnoliopsida, Caryophyllales, Amaranthaceae.